Adineta steineri is the source of this 1881-nucleotide messenger RNA. The record is from the annotation of a GenBank genome assembly. Lineage: Eukaryota; Metazoa; Rotifera; Eurotatoria; Adinetida; Adinetidae.
AUGUUAGAAUGUCCUUCAGAUCAUGAUGACAGUUGUAGUCAAAUUGAUGAUGAUGAUCAUGAUGACGAUGUUAAUGAGAAGAAAAAAGGUCUUGUUACUUCUUCAAAUAAUACACGAUCAGUUUUUUUAACCCGACAACCAACAUUGUAUGACGAUAGUUGGCCAAAAAAACGUUCUAUAGAUGAAAAUAAAAUACAGAAAAUAAUUAAUAAUGGUGAAGCAACACUAUUAGAAAUAGAACGUAAUAAAACAUUAUUCGAAGAUUCCAAACAAGAUCGAUUAUUUUCUUCCGAACGAAAUAAAUCCAGUAGUGUAGCUGAUAAGAAAUACCAAUCACAUAAAAUCCAUUCAACACUACCAAGUGAUUUUACAGCAACAACAAUAACUGCACAGGAACUUCAUUCUAUAUCCAAUCUAGAUAAUAUGAAGACAACAUUACCUUUAUCACAAACUAAAACAAAUACAUCUUCAAUACGUGCAUCAAUAACAAAUAAAGAGACCCAAGGUUCUCUUUCAAAAAUUCCUAUUCGAACAAAUUCAUCAUCUCAAUCAAGAUCACGUAGUCCUAGAUUGAAGGCAUCAACAACAACAACAACAGCUAGAAAUCGACUUCUUCAUUCACCGACAGCUUCAUCAAAAAUACCUGUGCCAGUAUCAACAACAACAACAACAACAAGUAAAGGUGCAUUUCGUUUCUUUACUUCUGCUGAUCGAUCAGGAACAUCAAAAACAUCAGAAAAGCCAUCAACAACAGAUUCUAUACAAGCUUUAAGUAAAACUACUACACAAGUUUCUCCAUUUACUCCAAUUACUCAUCGUAAAACAUAUGCAUCAACAGAUAAAACAGUAUCAUCAGCUGGUAAUACACCAUCAGCUAAACAUCAACGUAUACCUUUAGCAGUUAGUGAUGAUGAAGAAGAAGAAUCAGACACUAAUAAUCUUAAAGAAGAUGAUUUAAAAAUAAAAUUAAAAGAACAAAAACGAUAUGGAAAAAAAACAGGAGAACUAUUAAAUCAACUUCAUGAAAAUUAUGAAGAAUUAUUAGAAAAAUAUGCUCAAGCAGAAAAUACAAUUGAUCAAUUACGUUUUCAACCGAAGAUUGUAGGUGAUCGUACACCAUCAUCAAAUGCAUCCGAAGGUAUAAUGCAUUUUAUUCAACAACCUAAAAUGAAUGUAUCAACUUUGAGAUCAAGUGGAAUUUAUCAUUCAACACCUGGUACUCCACUUUCAUCUAUAAUGCGUGUACCUUCAUCAGCAACAAGUGCAACAACGAAUACACCAGCUCCAAAAAGCGCAUCACCAGCUAAUUCGGGUACAAUAGAAUCGAUCUUUUUCGAUGAAUCUGUUCCACAAAAUAUCAUUGUACAAGAAUUAACAACACCAGAAACAGUUAAACUUGAUUUACUUCAUCAAACAAAAUCGUUAGGUGGAAAAAUGAAAUCAUUUAUAACGUUAAUGGAUGCUAAUCAAUUAAGUUUAUCUGAACAAAAACAAGUUUAUGAUACUAUUAAAGAUGAUUAUGAAAAAUUAUUAAAAGUAUUUGAUCGAUCAAAAAACGGUACUGAUUUUAGUGAUAUUGAUUUUGAUGCAGAUUUAAAUACGGAAUUAGAAAUGAUGAAACAAUUAUUAAAAGAAAUUGUUACACGAAUAACUGAUAAUUUACUUGGUAAAUCAGGUAACGGUUUAGACAGUGAUCGACAAAGUGGAAGUCAAUCGAGUCAAGUAUCUGCUCGAUCAUCUAUAUGUAAUCAUGGUGAUCUUAUGGAUCAAUAUCAUAAAUUAUUAGAUGCUGUUAAUACGGGAAUUUCAGAUAAAGAAAAUGAAAAAAAUUUAUCACAUACAAAAUUACCCAAUGGAUUAGAAUCAACGAAAACAACGUAA